AUGUAUAACUUCGCCCGCGGCGGCCGGCGCCCCAUCAUUCAGCGAUUCGAUGAAUACUACCGAUGCUACCCCAUGGUCAUGGCCCCUGGCCCCGAGCGGCCCGACCUCAACUACGGAUCCAAGAUCUUCCUGCCUCCGUCCGCCCUGGACAAGGUCUCGAAGCUACAUGUUCAGUGGCCGUUACUGAUGGAGAUUAUAAAUGGCGAGAAGGGAAAGCACUCGCACGCCGGUGUGCUCGAGUUCGUCGCGGAGGAGGGCAGAGCUUACCUGCCCCACUGGAUGAUGCAAACUCUCUCACUCGAUGUCGGCGACAUGAUCCAAAUCAAGACUACCUCCCUCGAACUUGCCAAGCUGGUCAAGCUGCAGCCUCAAUCGACCAACUUCCUGGACAUCAGUGACCCCAAGGCGGUGCUGGAGAAGGCAUUUAGGAACUUCGCUGCUCUCACCAAGGGCGACGUCUUCAACUUCGAGUACAACGACGAAAUCUACCAUGUGGCGGUCCUCGAGGUCAAGCCCGAGACAGAAAAGAUGGGUGUUUGUAUGAUCGAGACGGAUGUCGAGGUUGACUUCGCCGCGCCAGUCGGCUACGUCGAGCCAGAGAAGCAGCAGAGGGGAAGUGGAACCAGCACACCUAGAAGCGUGCGUGGCGGUCUCCCGGCCGGCGGUUUGCUCCACAGCCAAGGCUCCAUGGCCCAGUCCAUCAACUACAGCGCCAUCGCCCCGUCAGCAACCACGAACAUCUCCAGAUUCUACGGUGAGGGACAGAAGCUUAGCAAGAAGGGCAGCAAGACGUCGACGCCAAAGCCUGCAACCCCCGUCGCUGGCGCUUCAGCCAACACAGCUGCUGUGCCCCUGCCACGCCGGACGAACGGACCCAUGCCCCUCCGUCUGCCACCUAAUAAGCUCUUCUUUGGCUAUGAAAUCAAGCCUGUCAAGACGGAUGCCGACAAGGAGCGCGAGAAGGAAGAGGCCAACCGUCCACAUUUUGCUGGUCAGGGACAAACCCUGCGAGGCAAGCGAAAGGGUGAGGCCGAGGAGAAGGAGAAGGCACCUGAGAAGAAGGGCGCCAACGAGGGACGCAGACUGGACGGUCGUGGUCCGAAGCCUCGCGGCAUCGAGUGA
Messenger RNA from Colletotrichum graminicola M1.001, 1122 nucleotides. Its product is annotated as ubiquitin fusion degradation protein UFD1. Gene Ontology annotation, cellular component: VCP-NPL4-UFD1 AAA ATPase complex. The coding region runs from base 1 to 1122 and encodes 373 amino acids. NCBI's taxonomy places the organism in Eukaryota, Fungi, Ascomycota, Sordariomycetes, Glomerellales, Glomerellaceae. The transcript has 2 exons. Gene Ontology annotation, molecular function: polyubiquitin modification-dependent protein binding. The record is from RefSeq and is a predicted model, not a curated record.